CAGCUAACUGGCAGAAGAAGCCGUGCGGAGCGGAGCCGACUCAGCGCCGCCACUUCUCAGCCUGUGUUUAUACGAUUAGCGGAGGCUUUAACGACACCUGAGACGCUCCAUAAUAAGCCACCUCAUCCAUGUUACCUUACACAAUUUCAUCCCCACGAUAGCUACGUUUUUACAUGUAACCGAGGCGCAUGGAGUCCGCGUUGAAAAGGUCGGCGAGGUGUUUUGCGGACAAGAGACCAUCCUAAGCUAAUGUGAGCUAGCCGCAGCAAGCCACGGACUGAACGGUGCGGACUUGAGUGGAGAAGCUCGGUGCCCACUCUACUGACUGACGGACGGACAUUAACCUUAACAAUGGGACUCAUAUUCGCCAAACUGUGGAGCUUCUUCUGUAACCAAGAGCACAAAGUGAUCAUCGUUGGACUAGAUAAUGCAGGGAAAACCACUAUACUCUACCAAUUUCUGAUGAGCGAGGUUGUCCACACGUCGCCCACUAUCGGAAGCAACGUGGAAGAAAUAGUGGUGAAGAACACCCACUUUCUGAUGUGGGAUAUAGGAGGGCAGGAGUCUCUCAGGUCCUCGUGGAACACCUACUACUCUAAUACAGAGUUCAUCAUUUUGGUGGUGGACAGCACAGACCGAGAGAGGCUGGCCAUCUCGAAAGAGGAGCUCUACAGGAUGUUGGCGCAUGAGGACCUGCGGAAAGCAGCUGUGUUGAUAUUUGCCAAUAAGCAGGAUAUGAAGGACUGUAUGUCUGCAGCGGAGAUCUCCAAAUACCUCACCCUGAGCUCCAUCAAAGACCACCCCUGGCACAUACAGUCCUGCUGUGCACUUACAGGAGAGGGUUUAUGCCAAGGCCUUGAGUGGAUGACCUCGAGGGCUGGACUCAGAUAGCCCCAUCAUCUGCCACGGAUGGCCUGACUACCUGCACCACCCGAAUGGUGGCACAACAGCUUGUCCUUACUGGCUUAUUGUUACUUUUUAUUUUUUUAAUGAUGAAUUUUAACGGACUUAGACCUCUGGAGACGACGGGCGGCAUCGCCACCUCCCACAGCUUCAUUGUUACAGCAGCGCUGGCGUCGGCAGCGACGUGACUAGAAACAAUGAACUCACCUGGUUGUGGAACGAGACGUCGCUUUUACAGUGAAGGAGGAGAAUAAAGGAAUAUUCAGCAGGACUCAAGCUAAGAGUACGUUCAAGUGCAGACGCUCAUCACUUACAACACGUACAUAUCAUGAACAUCACACCAUAUCAUGAACAUCACGUUGGGGGAAAGCUGGUGCAGCUCUAUUAUAGAGAAGUUUGUUCGGGUUAAAUGGGACAAAAAAAAGGAAUUACAGGCAGCAUUGUAAACCCAGUCCUGGGGGGGAUGACACUAAGUUGUUUUGUUUUCUCAUUCUUAGCACAGACAUUGAUAUGUUACACAUGAUUUCAGUUUCAUAAGCUACAUUGUCGGUGGUUUUUCUCACACUACAACUUAUCGGUGCCGUAUGAAAACGCGGUCAAACAUUAGCCUCGCUUAUUAUUAUUAUUAUUAUCAUUAUUAUUAUUAACGUUGAGCCUGUACUUGUAUGUAACUGAGCCAAAUGGUGUAGAUUCAGCGUGUUGGCGUGCAAACCUUUUCAUAAACUUGACCUUUCUGGAAUAAAACGGAAAAUACUUCAGCCUUUUAUUUACUUUAGCAAAGCAUUAAGAAAUGCAGAAUCAUGCAGGUACAAAGCUCACUUUUAACAGUAUUUUGAAUUGAAUGACUGCUUUUUUUGUUUUUGUCACUGAUGCAUUAUGAUUUUUAUUUAAUUUUUUGCUUAUCAUUGCUUAUUUUCAUUGCAAAGGAGUGCAGGUUUGCUCGUGGUGAGUUAGCAUAGACCGGUUUUAUAUCGUUGGUGCUCUGCAGGUGUGUGACUGAUCCACUGCAUCCUCCUAUAAAACGGCUUGUUCAUUUUCUGCAGCUGUGUUUUUUUUUUGUUUUUUUUUUGUGGGGGUGCAUAUUUCUCUUUAAACAUUUUGUACUUUUUAAAAAACAAAGGGAUCAGAUAAUGCCACCGUAAAAAAUGUGCCACACACAUUUAUCGGAAGUCGUUACUCACCACUUUAGUAGCAUCAAGAUUUUGGCCAUUGUAUAGUUAAAAUACUUGAUCCUCAGCCUUAACCAUGCUGCUGUGAGUGUCUGGAGGGCCGUGUGUGACUCUGACAGUCUGCUUAUGAGUUUCCCCUCUGACCCAAGGAAGAAGUAUGUGAACUUGGUAACAGAUCUAUGCACGUGCGAAGUUUCACAGUGGCCAAAAAAGGGGAUGUGCAUCUUGGUCUCAAGAAUAUAGUGGGGGGGUUUGUUGUGGGACAAGGUAUUUUUUACACUUGAUAGGAAGAAGGGUGAUGUACAGCCCCCAGACUCUGCAGCAUUAAGGUUUACAGCUUUUUACCUUGACCUCACAAAGCAAAGGAACCGAUCAUGUACUCUGUGUGGUGGCGUCUAGUCUGGGUCAUGUACUGUAUGUCAGUUUUGUUUUCAAUAAAAAAAAGUUUUGAACUGAG
Micropterus salmoides (largemouth bass) is the source of this 2529-nucleotide messenger RNA. It is a transcript of the gene arl8, whose product is annotated as ADP-ribosylation factor-like 8. Gene Ontology annotation, cellular component: trans-Golgi network; cytoplasm. The record is from RefSeq and is a predicted model, not a curated record. Gene Ontology annotation, biological process: protein localization to Golgi membrane; vesicle-mediated transport; intracellular protein transport. Gene Ontology annotation, molecular function: GTPase activity; GTP binding. Lineage: Eukaryota; Metazoa; Chordata; Actinopteri; Centrarchiformes; Centrarchidae. Bases 352 to 891 code for a protein of 179 amino acids. The transcript is spliced from 6 exons.